GAGCAGCAGCGUUCUGAAUCAGCUGCAACUGUCUGAUUGAUUUUAGGGAGACCUGUAAAGACACCAUUACAGUAGUCUAGUCUGCUGGAGAUAAAGGGAUUACAGCAGAAGACCCACCAAUGAGGCACUACAGGGUGAAAAAUGGCUCCUUGUGUUUAAAAGUUGGAGGAUCGCCACCAUUUCAAGACGUCAAGUGGCAUUUUAAUAAAAAAAUUAUUGUUAUGACAAAAAACAUCACUCCCAAUUACAAAGGCAAAGUGGAUUAUAAUUCAAGUGACCACUCCUUGUGUAUCAAGAAACUCACUGAGACAGACAGUGGCGACUAUAAAAUUUCAUAUAUCAUUUCAAGCACUGAUUCUGAUGUUGAAGAAUCAGAUGAAAUCCACAGACUAAUUGUUGAAGAUACUGUUACCAGACCUGUCAUGAGGAUGUCAGGACUGCACUCCAACCUGUCUGUUGGAUUCUGCAACAUCACAGUCAACUGCUCCAUCCAGGAUGACUGGGCAUCUUCUGUCUGUAAUGAAGACAGUUGCGAAACAUCUCAGAGAUCAUUAUUCAGGAAGGUCAACAUCACCAUCUUCACUGACAACUCAUCUAUUAUCUGCAGUGGCAACAACCACGUCAGCACAAGCAAUGUUUCUAAAAGCAUAGAGACAAUGUGUAAGUGUUAUGUGAUUUAUGUAUUGCUCACUCAUUUACAGUUGAACUUUAAAUCCAGUAAUAUUCAUUUUUUUCUUUCUUGGUCAUUUGUGGGCCACCACCUCAUCAUUUUAAUAAUUAAGUUGUUCCGGGUUCUAUCUGCUAAAAUGUGUUUAAAUGUCUUUCCAGGCUUUAGAGAAUCUAACCCUGAGCAUGAAGAGGCAUCAGAACAGCCCAUUGUGAUUGUAAUAGUAGUUAUUGUGUGUCUAUCCCUCUGUGCAUUUGCCUUGUGUUUUUGGGGGAUUUUUUCAAAAGAAUAUAGUCAUCAGACGGACACAUCUACUGCUCCGAUAAUACCAAGCCAGCCGGUGGAGGCACAAUCUGAGCCUAGAGUCUCUACCUCUUCUUCCAGUCAAGCUGAGGCCUGUUAUGAAAACGUGGAUGCCACACAGCCCUGCCAGACCAGCAGCCCAACCAUCAGCCCAAGAGAUGAGCAAAGUCAGAAAGUAGAUACCGUCUAUAGCUUUUUACAGGUACCAAACGUGACUUCCUCUCUAGGCAAGAUUGACGGUAGUAAAGGUCACAUGGAGGUACAAGAGGCAUUAACUUCACAGUAUUUCCCCCAGGAUGAGGCUCAGCAAUCUGCAAAAAUUGACACAGUGUACAGUGUGUUGCAAAAGCCAAAAAAUCUAAAGUCACAGCACCACCAAUAGGUCAAACAAGAUUUUCAGAAGCCAAAGAGAUGACAUAAUGAGAAAGAAGCCUGUUAGACUCUGUAAAAGCCAGGAUGAUCAUAUGGACAUUCAUGCAGUAUUAACUUGAAACUGGAGGACACAUCUUUAUGGAUUAUGCAUUUAAUUAUUUUUUACAGUGUUUUUGUAUUGUGGUAUUAGUUUUCUUUCAUAAGAGAUACAGGAGCUUAUUUUAUAUUUGUAUUUUAAAAAACGUGGCAAUUAUCUGUAUUUUCUUAAAUAAUACAAUUUAUUCACUUUCUGCUAUUUAUGUCCUGUGUUUCUUCGCAGGCAGAUUAACCAAAUCAACUUGAAAAAGAAUGGGAUUUCUAUCAUGCUUGCAGUUAGCAACUGAACUAAUUUGAACUUGUCCAUCCACCACUAUAACAACAUGUACAGUGCUGUAUUAUCCACUGUUGUCAAUUGCAGCAGCAGUAAGCUGCAGACUGUCAGAUGAACAAUGAAAAGUUUGUCACAAAUAUUUCAAACUCAAACAGGAUUUAAUGAAAAUGUUUCACAUUAGUAGUAUCAUUACUAGCUGCUCGCACUGCAAACCAAGCAUUACAGUCUGGCUAUGCAAGCAGAACAUGUCCUUGUAUUUCAAAUAUAUAUUCCAAUAUGGCAUUCAUACAAAGCAGUGAACCAGAGCUUAAUGGGUCAUUAAAAUCUAAAAUUGGUCACUGUUUCCUUAAAACCUCAUUUGAACUUGGUGAAGUGUCUGUAGAGACUAGUGAUCAGUGUAAUAUGCUUAUUUGAAUGGUGGAUCUCUAAAGGACUUAAGUUGAAUGUACAGUACAGAAGUUCUAAAUUGUUCAUGGGUCAACACAUACAGAACAAUAAAGGUGGGUGAGGAGACAAGAA
This is a messenger RNA of Perca flavescens (yellow perch), 2231 nucleotides long. RefSeq names its product T-lymphocyte surface antigen Ly-9. The record is from RefSeq and is a predicted model, not a curated record. Bases 120 to 1352 code for a protein of 410 amino acids. The transcript is spliced from 4 exons. NCBI's taxonomy places the organism in Eukaryota, Metazoa, Chordata, Actinopteri, Perciformes, Percidae. Gene Ontology annotation, cellular component: membrane.